CUCGACAAACCCCUAGAGAAUGAUGCCGAGGGUGUGUGGAGCCCUGACAUCGAGCAGAGCUUCCAGGAGGCCCUGGCCAUCUACCCACCCUGUGGCCGUAGGAAGAUCAUCCUCUCAGAUGAGGGCAAGAUGAAGAAAUGAGUUGAUUGCACGAUACAUCAAACUUCGCACAGGGAAAACGCGGACCAGGAAGCAGGUGUCUAGUCAUAUCCAGGUUCUAGCUCGACGGAAGGCCAGGGAGAUCCAGGUGAAGCUGAAGGUACGCUACGAUCAGGCUGCCAAAGACAAGGCCCUCCAGAGCAUGGCCACCAUGUCAUCAGCCCAGAUCAUAUCGCCCACAGCCUUCCAGAACAAGAUGGCUCUCCAGGGCCUGUCUCGGCCAGCUUACCCCACUAGUGGUGGGUUUUGGCACGGGGCACUUCCAGCACAGCCAGGAAGCCAUGAAGACAUUAAGCCCUUUUCCCAACAGAGCUAUGCCAUGCAAGCGUCUGGCCCUGCCCCGAUAACAGUUUAUGAUAACACACAGGGGCUGUCCAUGUCUCCUGGUGCCCCCCCUUGGCAGGGUCGAAGUAUUGCCAGCUCCAAGCUGCGAAUGCUGGAGUUCUCUGCCUUCCUAGAGCAACCUCAAGACCCGGAGACUUUCAACAAGCACCUGUUUGUGCAUAUCGGCCAGUCCAAUCCGAGCUACAGCGACCCCUAUCUGGAGUCGGUGGACAUCAGGCAGAUCUAUGACAAGUUCCCAGAGAAGAAAGGGGGCCUGAAAGAGCUGUUUGACAAGGGGCCACCCAACGCUUUCUUUCUCGUCAAGUUCUGGGCGGACCUUAGUGUAAACCUGCAGGAUGACAGCAGCUUCUUUUAUGGUGUGUCCAGCCAGUACGAGAGCUCUGAGAACAUGAUUAUCACCUCAUCCACCAAGGUCUGUUCCUUUGGCAAACAAGUGGUGGAGAAAGUUGAGACGGAGUACGCGCGUUUCGAAAAUGGACGCUAUGUGUUUCGGAUCCACCGCUCUCCGUUGUGCGAAUACAUGAUCAACUUUAUCCACAAGCUUAAACACCUGCCGGAGAAGUACAUGAUGAACAGCGUACUGGAAAACUUCACUAUCUUACAGGUGGUGACUAACAGGGACACACUGGAGACCCUGCUGUGCAUAGCCUACGUCUUCGAGGUGUCCACUAGCGAGCACGGAGCGCAGCAUCAUAUUUACAGGCUAGUCAAAGACUGACACGGCCUCUCACUCUGAACUUACCAGUUCUAGACCCAUUGUAGCACACCGGUGAGCAACAACACUACACAAUAGACUACUUCCUCUACAAGAUGAAUUCAUACGAGGCGGUCGGGAGCCUGGAGAAGCACAGGCUGUGACGGUUUGUGCAGGAACACAACUACUGCUGAACAAGAGUUAGAUUUGGGACUGUGGAAGUUGAAACUGGCUGUGUGUGAAGAGGAGGACCACUGUGUACACUGUGGUUUCUAUGCCAAAGGAGCCAAACAUAGCUAAGAAGACCUGCAUGAGAGAGUUGUAAUUGGUGGUGUUUUUUUCCAUCUCAUUUUUACUAGCGCUUGUUUUUAAUUUAGAUUCUUUUACACACAUGCAUGUGCAGGGGAUGUUUGUGACAGAGAAGUCUGGCUGCCUCAGGGUGCCAUCUAGUGACUUAAAUAUAAAUAUAUAUAAAAAUGGGAAAAAUAAUAAAAGUAUACUGAGAAUCCCUUAUUUGCACAUCCGAAAGAAAAAAAAUCACUGUUUUUUUGUGCCAAUGUUUUGUGUUACUGGAGCGAUUAUGUACAGUGCCACAACCUUCUCUUAACAGAGUUACGUUGACAGGUGGCUAAAACGAUUUAAAAGAACUUGUAUUCACUUUGUUUGAUGUUGAAUGUUGAAUGUUUCUUGUCUUACUGUUUUUUGAUUGAAAACUGUCUGACUGCAACAAAAGGCACAUAAUAACACUGCUAACUUGAACCAGAUUUGGACUUGUAAGCCGAUUAUCGAAGUUGUCUGCAUCUGUAACUUGCCCUGAGGUGUCACAUGAAAAUACAAGUGUUUCUUACAUAA
Molecule: messenger RNA, 2050 nt
Organism: Haplochromis burtoni (Burton's mouthbrooder)
Lineage: Eukaryota; Metazoa; Chordata; Actinopteri; Cichliformes; Cichlidae
Product: transcriptional enhancer factor TEF-3
Exons: 11
Coding region: 302-1222 (306 amino acids)
Biological process (GO): regulation of transcription by RNA polymerase II; hippo signaling; embryonic organ development
Cellular component (GO): transcription regulator complex
Molecular function (GO): RNA polymerase II cis-regulatory region sequence-specific DNA binding; DNA-binding transcription factor activity, RNA polymerase II-specific
Source: RefSeq, a predicted model, not a curated record